AAAGUCCCACGUGACCGGCGGCGCGCGGAGCCCAUCAUGGCGUCUCCCAGCGGCUGCCGGCCCCAGCCCGGCGGGCAGGGCGGCGGGGCCGGGCCCGGGCCGGGGGCUCUGCGGGGCGCCGAGGAGGACGCCGAAGGGCUGUACGUGGCGGUGGAGCGGUGCCCGCUUUGUAACACCACCCGCCGCCGCCUCACCUGCGCCAAGUGCGUCCAGAGCGGCGACUUCGUCUUCUUCGACGGCCGCGACUCCGAGAGGUUUUCAGACAAGAAAGAAAGGCUGAUGCAUCUUAAAACCAAACAGAGGGAAUUCCAAAAACAUGUUUUGAAGGCCAUGGAAGGGAAGGAGAUAACUGAUCAGCUGAGAUGGAAAAUAAUGUCUUGCAAGAUGAGGAUUGAGCAGCUGAAACAGACCAUUUGCAAAGAAAAUGAUGAAACGACAAGAUACGCCGAGGGGCUUCUGAGAAUUAAAGAGGAGAACCAGAAGCAUUAUCGCAGGGCUCAGCGGCAUCAGGAGAAGAAAGAGAAGAUCCAGAGGCAUAACCGCAAGCUGGGAGACCUGGUGGAGAAAAAAACCUACGACUUGAAAACCCAGUACGAGCACCUGGCAAACCUUCGUCGGACGCAUAUCCUGGAGCUGACGUCAGUCAUAUUUCCCAUUGAAGAAGUAAAGACAAGCAUGAGAGAUCCUGCAGACGUGUCUUCUGAGAGCGACAACGCCAUGACCUCGAGCACUGUGAGCAAGCUCGCGGAAGCCAGGAGAACCACGUAUCUCUCGGGGAGAUGGGUGUGCGAUGAUCACAACGGGGACACCAGUAUCGGUAUCACAGGGCCUUGGAUAACCCUUCCUAAUAACGGAGAUUAUUCAGCGUAUUACAACUGGGUGGAAGAGAAGAAGACGACGCAAGGGCCAGACAUGGAACAUAAUAACCCUGCUUAUACCAUCAGUGCUGCUUUGUGCUAUGCAACUCAGCUCGUUAACACUUUGUCUCUCAUACUUGACGUAAAUCUUCCCAAGAAGCUCUGCAACAGCGAGUUCUGUGGAGAGAAUCUCAGCAGACACAGGUUCAUGCGGGCAGUGAAGAAGCUGAAUGCGAAUAUCCUUCACCUUUGCUUCUCUCAGCACGUCAAUUUAGACCUGUUGCACCCGCUGCAUACACUCAGGAACCUCAUGUACCUGGUCAGCCCAGACACGGAGAACUUGGGCAGGUCCGGCCCUUUUGAAAUCAGCGCCGACCUCGAAGACUCCAUGGAAUUUGUGGACCCCAGCGCCACCGGCGAGACGGAUGAGAGCGGCGACGAGCGCGUCAGCGACGAAGAGACGGACCUGGGGACGGACUGGGAGAACCUGCCGAGCCCCAGGUUCUGCGACAUCCCCUCCCAGCAGGCGGAGAUGCUGCAGAGCCAGAGCACGCAGGCGUCCCAGCCCAUCGCCAGCAGCAGCGCCGGGGGAAUGAUCUCGUCCGCCGCCGCCUCGGUCACCUCCUGGCUCAAGGCGUACACGGGACAUCGCUAACCAGCGAGGGAAAAGGCUCGGAGGAGCCGAUGCUAUAGUACAAACCUUACAUAUUCAGUUUAAGUAGUGCCUGGAACAAAGAAAAGGUCAGACUUUCAUUUUGUAAACCAGAAAAGAAAUACCACCAAACCCAAACGUUUUUAUUUAACCAAGAUGACUGUGAUGGUACCGUUUUUGUAAAUUAGCUAGCUACGUGCUCCUGACGGGCUCUGCGAUGGCACUUUGUGUCCUGGUCCUGUGUCUGUCUGCGUUAUUACCGAGGAAGAAGGACCUGGCAGCCUCCAGCUCUGCUUUCUGAAGCAGCAGCAGCUUGUGGAGGGUUUGGAUCGGGAUGAAGGCUGCUCGCUGUGCAGCCCGGACAGCCGUGCAAAUGCACUUCACGUUUUAACUCCGUACAGGGUUUUCAUUUGUGUGUGUUUUAAAUCUGUCUUGCAUCAUGCAAAACUGCGUAUUUCUAAAUUUUUCUUCAUUCAGGACAUGAAAAUGAUGCAUUUUUAACAUGUUUUCUAAUCUCUGUUGCCAUAUUUUUAAUACAAAGAAUCAGCAUGGACGGGAAUUCUCACAGCGAAUUGCUCUUUAGAUUUGGUUGUGAAUGAGUUUUGCUGUAGAAAAGUGGCUUGUUUCAUGCUGUUUCCACCGGUUGAUAGUCUGGAAGCUCCGUGUCGUGCUGUUUGAAGCACACAGGCUCUUUACUCUUAAUAUCACACACCAAAGAAACACUGGACGUUCUCUUGGCUAGACCCACAUUUGACACCGAUACAGGAUUGCGUUGUUGCAAUAAUAUUGAUCAGUUACGCCACCACAUUGCCGCUUUUCUUAAUACUAGAAAAACCUCAUUUCAUGCUAUUUUAGUGAAGUCACGCGUUCUCCACACUACAUGUAUUUUAAACCCGGUUUUAUUUUGUGUUUAUGGUGGGGUUUAUGUUGUUCUUUUGUUUAGUGAAUGCCACCAAGUCGGUUUCAUUUCGCUGCAGCUCCUUCUUUUUGGCCUGGGGGAUGGAAAUCUAUGGUCAGUAGUUUCUUUUUUGUUUUAAAACCAAAGAUCCUUAAUUCCACGCAUUGUUCUAUGGAGACACCCUCGGUUCUACCAUUCUUUUGGUCUAAGGGGCUACAUCAAUCUUUUCACCAGGGGCCACAUCAACCUCUUGGUUACCUUCAGAGGGCCAAAUGUCAUCUUAGGACUGGAUAAAUGGAGGAGUAGUUACAUUUAUACAGACCCAAAAUUACAUUUGGCCCUUUGAAGGCAACCGAGAGGCUGCUGUGGUCCCCAGGGAAAAUGGGUUUGGCACAGGGUGUUUCAAAAAGAUGGACCCAAUUUGAAAUCACUGCCUUUUGAAACUGGGUCCAGCUUUUCAAAACACCCUGUAAAUCCAGCAGUUGGGUUUAAGGGAUCAGCCAAGACUCCCUUGACUAUGGUGAUGGGCUGGGAGGGUUUAGUCUCUGCUCAGUUCAUGGCAUUUUACUCGCAGCUAUUGGACCCGUUGCAGUUCUAAGCAACCAGCACACACCAGUGCUAUAUACUGGGUAUACUGGGCUCUUAGCGUUGCACAGCUCCUUCUGCUCCCCAUUAAUUCUGCACUGGACCCCACCAUAUAAAUCUUCCUUUUCUUUAUUAAUAUACAUUUCAGUCACUCUUUCAUUGCUGCCUUUGUGCUACUUUGAACCCCUAAAGGCCAGGCCGUGAUUCUAUUUGUGCACUGUCAUUUAGGGGUAAAACGAAACCCAACAAACCCGCCACCAUCACAAAAACCUUUUUAAAGCCAUAUACUUCAUAACCAUGUUUUCCAAAUAAUUUAUUAGCAACCAUGUCACAUUCUGAAAGUGCACAAGGGCACUGCGAGGGGGUUCAAAGACGCGUCGGGGUCUUUUCACGCAUUGUUUUUUGUACAGAAUACGGAUUGUGGUUUGUUUGUUUCUUUUCAAAGUGUUUUGCACACGUGUGGCUGAGGAAGAAUCGUGUGUGUCCAAACCUCGAGUGCAAUCGCCAGGAUUAGUUUUCCAGGUUUGUUUUGGGGGCAGGGGAGGGAAUAUCUGUAAUUAUAGAUAUUUGAUGACAGCCAGCCGAGGGUUUUACAAAACACUUUGCGUAGCAUGAACGCGGGAAUUUCAGUUUAGGCCUCGGCUUUUGUCCGUGACGGGUGACCUGGGGUGGCCAAUUGGAGCUGCUGAGGAAGAGCCUCAAAAUCGGGGACCUCAAUGGGAUGGGACACCCGGGGUCGCUCGUCACCCACAAAAUCUCAGCGCCUCUCUCUGCAACUUCCGAACUAGAUGUAACUAAACACAAAUGGUUUUGUUUUUCUAAAUUUUAUUGUAUUAUUGCAAUAAAUCUUUAACAGUA
Messenger RNA from Columba livia (rock pigeon), 3850 nucleotides. It is a transcript of the gene ATG14, whose product is annotated as autophagy related 14. The coding region runs from base 37 to 1512 and encodes 491 amino acids. Gene Ontology annotation, biological process: cellular response to starvation; mitophagy; autophagosome assembly. The transcript is spliced from 10 exons. The record is from RefSeq and is a predicted model, not a curated record. Gene Ontology annotation, cellular component: phosphatidylinositol 3-kinase complex, class III; autophagosome; extrinsic component of phagophore assembly site membrane. Lineage: Eukaryota; Metazoa; Chordata; Aves; Columbiformes; Columbidae.